Argentina anserina (silverweed cinquefoil) is the source of this 3139-nucleotide messenger RNA. Its product is annotated as DNA replication licensing factor MCM6. Gene Ontology annotation, cellular component: MCM complex; nucleus. The record is from RefSeq and is a predicted model, not a curated record. Gene Ontology annotation, biological process: mitotic DNA replication; DNA replication initiation; double-strand break repair via break-induced replication. The transcript is spliced from 17 exons. Bases 8 to 2566 code for a protein of 852 amino acids. NCBI's taxonomy places the organism in Eukaryota, Viridiplantae, Streptophyta, Magnoliopsida, Rosales, Rosaceae. Gene Ontology annotation, molecular function: single-stranded 3'-5' DNA helicase activity; ATP binding; single-stranded DNA binding.
GAAAACGAUGGAAGCCUUCGGCGGAUUCUUGGUGGACGAGAAGGCGGUUCGGGUCGAGAACAUCUUCCUCGACUUCCUCCGCAGCUUCCGCCUCGGCGGCGAAGGCGAGGUCUACUAUGAGGCCGAGAUCGAAGCCAUGAUCAACAACGAGUCCUCCACCAUGUUCAUCGACUUCUCUCACGUCAUGGCCUUCAACAACCUCCUCCAGAAGGCCAUUUCCGACGAGUUCUUGAGGUUCGAGGCGUAUUUGAAGAACGCGUGCAAGAGAUUCGUGAUGGAGCGGCGGUCUAAUGCGAUGCCGGAUGACGUCAACAAGGACAUCAAUGUGGCCUUCUGCAAUCUUCCGGCGUCGAAGAGGUUGAGGGAAUUGACGACGGCGGAGAUAGGGAAGCUGGUGUCGGUGAAAGGAGUGGUGACGAGGACGAGUGAGGUGCGGCCGGAGCUUCUGCAGGGGACUUUUAAGUGCUUGGAUUGUGGAGGUGUUAUUAAGAAUGUUGAACAGCAGAAUAAGUACACUGAGCCGACUAUUUGUGUCAAUGCCACUUGCCAAAAUAGAGCAAGGUGGGCAUUGCUUCGGCAAGAGAGCAAAUUUGCGGAUUGGCAGAGGGUACGAAUGCAGGAGACUUCCAAGGAGAUACCUGCGGGAUCCCUUCCCCGAUCGCUUGAUGUUAUAAUUCGCCAUGAGAUUGUUGAGAAGGCCAGGGCUGGUGACACGGUCAUAUUUACCGGCACAGUGGUUGUGAUACCAGACAUAUUGGCUUUGUCUGCUCCUGGAGAGAGAUCCGAAGUUUCUCGCCAAGCGUCCCAGCGCAGUAAUGGUGCGACUGGGCAGGAAGGAGUCAGGGGUCUUCGAGCAUUGGGAGUGAGAGACCUCUCCUAUCGCCUUGCCUUUAUUGCUAAUUCCGUUCAGAUCUCUGAUGGUAGGCAGGAUACUAACAUCCGGAAUAGAAAGAAGGAUGCUGAAGAUGAUGACAACCAGCAGUUUACUGCAGAAGAGCAAGAUGAAGUUCAAAGAAUGAGGAAUACUCCUGAUUUCUUCAAUAAGAUUGUUGAUAGCAUUGCCCCAACUGUAUUUGGUCAUCAAGAUAUCAAGCGAGCAAUCCUGCUUAUGCUUCUGGGCGGUGUCCACAAGUGUACUCAUGAAGGUAUCAACCUGAGAGGAGAUAUCAAUGUUUGUAUAGUUGGGGACCCCAGUUGUGCAAAAUCUCAGUUCCUCAAGUAUGCUGCUGGAAUAGUUCCAAGAUCUGUUUACACAUCAGGGAAAUCAUCCUCUGCUGCUGGUUUAACUGCAACUGUGGCCAAAGAACCAGAAACGGGAGAAUUUUGUAUUGAGGCUGGCGCAUUAAUGCUCGCUGACAAUGGCAUUUGUUGUAUUGAUGAAUUUGACAAGAUGGAUGUUCGGGAUCAGGUUGCAAUUCAUGAGGCAAUGGAACAGCAGACAAUAAGCAUUACAAAAGCAGGAAUACAGGCAACACUGAAUGCUCGGACAUCAAUUCUUGCUGCUGCAAAUCCCACAGGGGGCCGUUAUGAUAAAUCUAAACCUCUAAAGUAUAAUGUGGCUCUUCCUCCUCCUAUUUUGUCAAGGUUUGAUCUGGUGUAUGUCAUGAUUGAUGACCCAGAUGAUCAAACUGAUUACCACAUAGCCCACCAUAUUGUAAGAGUACAUCAAAAGCGGGAAGAGGCGCUCAAUCCUACAUUCACUACUGCACAGCUGAAGCGGUAUAUUACAUAUGCCAAAACUCUGAAACCAAAGUUAAAUUCAGAUGCUAGAAAGCUGUUGGUGGACUCUUAUGUAGCUCUCAGAAGAGGUGAUACUGCUCCUGGUAGUAGAGUUGCUUAUCGCAUGACAGUUAGGCAACUAGAGGCACUGAUCAGACUGUCAGAGGCCAUCGCUCGAAGUUAUUUAGAGCUUCAGGUUAAACCACAUCAUGUCCGUUUAGCAGUGAGAUUACUGAAAACCUCAAUAAUUAGUGUGGAGUCUAGUGAGAUUGAUUUAUCAGAGUUUGAAGACUCUCGUGACAAUGUUGAGGGCAAUGACAAUGGAAAUAAUGGUACUUAUCACGGUGAUGAUGAUGGAAAUAAUGGUACUGAUCACGGUGAUAAUGAUGGAAAUAAUGGUACUGGUCCAGGUGGUGAUCAGACAACCAAUGGCAGAGCUUCCGUGAAUGGUGAAGGUGGGGCAGGUUCCGCAACCCAACCAGGAAAGAAGCUUAUAAUUAGUGAUGAAUAUUUUCAGAGGGUUACCCAGGCCCUCAUCAUGCGUCUGAGACAGCAUGAAGAAGAUAUUAGACAAAGUGGGACAGGGCUGGCUGGAAUGAGGCAGAGGGACUUGAUUCAGUGGUAUGUGAGUCAGCAGAAUGAGAAAAAUAAUUAUGAUUUUGUGGAGGAAGCAGCCGCUGAAAUUUCUAAAAUAAAAGCUAUCAUAGAGAGCUUAAUAAGAAGAGAAGGGCAUCUGAUAGUCCUAGAUGAUGAGAGGCCAGCAGCAGAAGGUGAAGGACCACCACAGCCACCAUUAUCCAGAAAUGACAGAAUACUGGCUGUGGCUCCUAAUUAUGUCAUCGAUUGAUGUGGUCAUGCUAUUCAGCAGCAAACUUCAAAAUCUUUCCAUAAGUUCAAAACCUGCUGAAUAUAUGUUGGUUCUCCUUUCUUCGUAAAGCUUGGCUUUUUUCACAUCACGGGAGAUCUGUUGCAGAAGUAAAAGCGCUCGUACAUUCAGUAGAGAUGAAAAGUGGUAGUGUCAGAACAUUGCUACUCACCUAAGUUACCAAUGAAGAGUGUAUAAAUGUUAGCUUGACUGCUUAUUCACAUUGUCUUAAUGUUCCUUGAAGCCAUGUCUGCACUAUUCACUGAAAAUGAAGCCUAGGAAGACAGAAAUGUCUUACAUAGAGAUGCUUGCUGAGAUUGGAGAGUACCUAGAAGUUGGAUAAUGGAUGACAGAAAAAGAAUCAAACACAAGUGGACAUUAAUUAACUUGUCUUAAGGUUAAUGUCCUUCGUUUUCAAUGACAUAGAUAGAGUACUUGAUAAGUAUGCUAAUGUCAUUUUCAGUGAGUUUUGCACCCAAACGCAACUGUAUGUCAUCUUUUUGUUUCUUCAAGGUUUUGAUUAACAUGUUGUGCUAGCAGAAGCAAUUGACCAAA